Messenger RNA from Lottia gigantea (owl limpet), 1971 nucleotides. RefSeq lists its product as hypothetical. The record is from RefSeq and is a predicted model, not a curated record. Lineage: Eukaryota; Metazoa; Mollusca; Gastropoda; Lottiidae. The transcript has 2 exons. Bases 1 to 1971 code for a protein of 656 amino acids.
AUGACCAGAAAUCCAUCCGGUGCCAGGGUUAAAAUCGGUGUUCCGUUAAACCGAACACUACAACCUCCUAUAGACGUAGUCGUAAACGUAGCUCAGAGCGUUAAAGUUUCGUUGGAUAAAAACGUUCUGAUGGAAGGUUUUGGGAAAUCGAACAACGGGAUUCAUAUUUUCAGCGACGAGACUAUUGUUGUUCACGUCUUUAGUCAAAGUCUGUCGACGAUAGUUCCAGAUACAGUUGGUGGAUAUCUUGCGUUUCCGUACACGGCUCUAGGAACGGAGUAUAUGACAGUAACGUAUUGUUCAAAAUACAGUUGUUAUAUCGGAAUAAUGGCGACAGCAAAUUCGACAGAGGUAACGCUGACGUUUAAAACCACCGUAACGUUAGACGGAGUCGUUUGUUUGGCUGGUACGACCAAACAAUUGAAUCUGGACCAUUAUGAAGCGUUCCAGAUUAAGUCAAGCGACGAUCUUACCGGAAUCAGGAUAACCUCAAAUAAAGUCAUCUCCGUGACUGUCGGAGCGGACGGAACUCCGGUGGAUGGAAUGAAGGAGGAUUACCUAAUAGAACAGCUUCCGCCCAUUACUGCUUUGGGAACGAAUCACUAUCUGCUACCUAUGCCGUUAAGAACAAUAGGUGAUUUCGUCCGAGUUGUCGCAUUAACUGAUGAAACGCAGUUCCGUGUUGACGGAGUCGCAUACGAAAUGAAGGUUGUCGGAGACCAUCAAGAUCUUACAUUGACACCGACCACACUCCAUUUUCUCCAUUCCACACUCCCUGUUCUUGUGGCGCAAUUCUGCAAAAGCAGCAAAAUCUCCGAAACAAGUUAUACAGAUCCAAAUCAACUGAUCAUACCUCCUGUCCGACAAUGGACCGGAUCGUACGUGUUUGCAACUCCGGCCCUGGCACAGACAAAUAACGCAUUUCAUUUAACGUUGGUCGCCAUUAACAACUGCACAGAGGAAGUCCAAUUGAACCAUGGUGAUAUUCUAGAGUCCUGGAUUCCAUCAACAAACUCUACGGUUUCUAUGACAACAAUUACCUUGACAACCGAGUACCAUAAUAUCACCCACAAAACCGGAUGUAAAAAGGUCUGGGGAUAUAUUUAUGGAACUGCCUUGCAUCAGUCGUGGGCGUUACCGAUUGGUUGGUCAUUUCAACCAAUGAAGGCUGCUAAAAUACCAACAACAGAUGAUACAAUUACCAGUGACCAGUCUACAGUGGAUUUACUGCCGCCAACAGACAAAACACUAUCUUCAUUCUCUUCUCAUGGUUUACUAGAACCCACAUUAACCCUGUCUACCACGUCUUUUAUCAAUGUUUUAGAUACGUCUGGUGUUUCUGUAUCUGAAGCCUCCAGAUAUUCGUGGGACUUCAAAUUAUCGACGGCGAUGUCGGAGUCCUUAACGGAAACCCACUCUAUUUCUGUUAGCCCUGUUACCCCCAACUCCGCUGAUGCCCCACCCACGUACAUCACUCUAUCGACCCCCUACGUGUUUGAUCCGUCCAGUUCGUCCCUAGUAAAGAGUGUUAGUGCUUAUCUAUCGACCCAGAACCUUGGAAACAAUGAAUCAUCAUCAACAUCAUCAUCAUCAUCAUCAUCAUCAUCCGCUAUGACCAUAAGUUCGACUGAAACUACAAGAAAUCUGACAACCCCCGCUAAUCAAACUCACAUACCUUCAAGACACACUAACAAUAAUCUUUGUGGAUGUGGGUGUUUUCAUUCUGAUGACUCUACAGUGGAAGUCAGAAUCCGGCAGGCCCAGCUAGGGCUGUAUGUAGACAAGGAAAAGUUAGGGUCCACUAUUAGAAAGAAGACGAGUGUUCAAGACGACAGACGUUCAGCUCAAGUUGUCGGCUAUGCUGGGAUUAUAUUUAUAGUGCUUGUGUUGUCAUGGGCAGUAAUACCGGAUAUUCUUAAGGUCCUUAGAUUCUUGUGGUACGUCAUCUGUAGGGGGAGAAAUCAUAACUAA